CAAACAGUCGCUCAGAGUAGAGGGGCAGCGCAAGUCCUAAUGUUCAAAGAGACGCGAAUCCCGGCGCAGAAGAUCGUCGGAGGAAUCCUAUUUCCGACGAUCGUGUCGCCGGAUCCGGCGAUUCAGAUCGAUUUCCGGCGAUUCGUUGAUGAGGUUAGAGACCAGCGGCCGCGGCUGGAGAAUCUGCUCCUCUCGAGCGGCGCGGUCCUGUUAAGGGGAUUUCCUGUGAAAACUGCGGCAGAUUUCAACGCUGCCGUAGAGGCGUUCGGCUACGAGGAGUUUCCCUACGUAGGAGGCGCUGCUCCGCGGACGAACGUCGUAGGAAGAGUUUUUACUGCGAACGAGUCCCCGCCGGAUCAGAAGAUUCCCUUCCAUCAUGAGAUGGCUCAGGUUCCGGAGUACCCGUCAAAGUUAUUUUUCUAUUGUGAGGUGGAACCUAGAACUGGUGGGGAAACUCCUAUUAUUCUCAGCCACUAUGUUUACCAGAGAAUGAAGGAAAAGCACCCAGAGUUUGUGGAGAAGCUGGAGAAGCAUGGUUUGAUCUAUACUAGAGUAUUAGGGACAGGAGAUGACCCUUCUUCUCCUAUUGGUCGUGGCUGGCAUUCAACCUUUUUAACCAAAGAUAAAAACACAGCAGAGGAAAGGUAUAUCAAUGCUGUUUUGUGAUUCAGAAACACCUUCUUGGUUCUCAUUGGUGUUUAAGUUUCAUAUUGAGAUUCUCUGCAAAACUAAUUUCUUAUAUGAUAAAGUGAUUCACCAAGUUGAUAAGCAUCAGAUACCUUUUAAUCAAAUUAAUAUUUACCUUAGUUUAACAAGCUGCAAUUAUGAAAAAUGUUGUUC
Dendrobium catenatum is the source of this 840-nucleotide messenger RNA. Its product is annotated as clavaminate synthase-like protein At3g21360. NCBI's taxonomy places the organism in Eukaryota, Viridiplantae, Streptophyta, Magnoliopsida, Asparagales, Orchidaceae. Gene Ontology annotation, molecular function: oxidoreductase activity. The transcript is spliced from 2 exons. The coding region runs from base 40 to 666 and encodes 208 amino acids. The record is from RefSeq and is a predicted model, not a curated record.